Messenger RNA from Laetiporus sulphureus 93-53, 2933 nucleotides. RefSeq lists its product as uncharacterized. The transcript has 16 exons. Gene Ontology annotation, cellular component: cytoplasm. The record is from RefSeq and is a predicted model, not a curated record. The coding region runs from base 156 to 2933 and encodes 925 amino acids. NCBI's taxonomy places the organism in Eukaryota, Fungi, Basidiomycota, Agaricomycetes, Polyporales, Laetiporaceae.
GUGGAGUCUGUCAGUCUGUUGCCAAAGUGCCAGUCCUCCGUUUCACCCUCUGCUGCGGCGUGCAGCCCAGAUUUCUUCGACUUUCAUUGCGACCUCUGGUUGAGCCAAGGCCGGCAUCCACGAUCACAGUUUGCUUGUCUGGUCAGGUCUGAUAGAUGGUGCAUCACGCUGAUAUGGAGGAGAGCACUGCCGCUGGCAUCAACACCGAGAGACCGGAAGCAGUGGAAGCACCUCCUUCUGAGAUGCCCAGUUCUCCAAUCGACGAUUUUGCAUCUUCGGUCUUUCUGAAUGCCCAUCCUCUCCUGCAUCACGAGACAGGAGAAAAGCACGAAGAGAGCUUUGACGAUGCAACGUCCGAUAUAGCACUCUCAGACGAUGGUGACACUGCAUCACAACGCUCCAUUGCGCUGUCUUCGCCUCCGCACUCGCCUCGCCACAGUGCCUCCAGCGCCGCUGUACAUCAACCCAACGAGGAAACGUCCUCUGCGACCGCGCAGAUCAACCUUGUCCGCGAGAGCUUGUCGUUUUCCAAGCGCAAUACUAUGGAUACGGUCUUUAGCUCGGAGGUAGAUGAUGACCGGAGCCUCUUUACUCAAAGGCUCGACGAGGGCGAGUCUCCCGUCUCUAGCGUCGCCCCAUCUGUGAACGAAAUCGAGAAGUCUCCAAUUUUGGACGCAGGACCGUCGUCAUCGCCGAUUGUCUCCACACCUCCUUCUCGACAAUCGGACGUGCCCAGCAGGAGCGACACGGAGAGUCUCGCAUCCUUCACCUCGGAGGCGACGUCCUACUCGAGAAAGGCAAGGCCGGAGUCUCUGCUACCUCAGGCCAUGCAAGGUCCUCUCGUGCUUGGAAUUGCUCUCGUGGACUUUGAUCAUAUGGUUGGCCCUAAGAUCGAAUUUUCGAGAGGAGACAUUUUCGAAGACGAGGAGAUAGCCAAGAUUCUCCCAUUUCUUGCCCUGCCUGACGGUGCCCACCUAACAUCCGAAGACUAUUCCUACUUUCACCUAGUGCCCUCUUCGCCCAAUCCUAGUACCGUCUUCGGAAUCUCAUGUAACCGACAAAUCAGCACGUCUGAAUUACUGGUGCGGGAUGCCGAUAUGACGCGUUCUACGGUUCAGAAAGCAGUCGUCGUUCUUGCUUCCAAGCCUGUGUUUGGCCUCAUCCGGGAUCGACUUGGGGUGAUCACACGGGCGUUGUUUGCUCAGCGUGACUUUUCUGACAUGAGUAUACUGGACGAUUUCCACACGUCAUUGGAGCGUUCUCUCCGAAGCCAAAUGACGGAAAGUGGACUAUAUAUGGGGACGAGUCUUCGGGAGCUGGUGCACACAUUCCGACAGCGGACGCUUGUUCUCCUCAAGGCACUCAUGCUGCAGAAGAAAAUCAUGUUCUUUGGCCAUCCUGUAGAACGGCUAUGCACAUAUCAGUAUUCGUUAAUCACCCUCGUUCCUGGUCUGCUACAGAACCUCGAAGAUUGUGGCUCACCGCCGCUAGCGACUCGCGCCCAAACACUGUCACGCCCUACGUCAUUACGUACUUCCGAUCCGAAGAGCGUGAUGGCAUACGUCGGACUGCCACUUGACUUGUUUGGCAAGGACGCAUUCUUCCAACCAUAUCUACCUCUCCAGCAACUCGAUAUGCUGAAAGACACGCAAGGCUGGUUAUGCGGAAGCACCAACACGAUCGUGACGCAGCAGAAGGAGGUCGAUGUGCUGGUCAACAUUGAGACUGGCACUAUGGAGUUCCGGGAUCCGAAGCUCGAACGAGUGACGGGAUUGACCCCUGCGGACAGGAAAUGGAUCGAUGAUAUCGUGAAGGAUGUCAACGAGGCAUUCGUUGAAGAUCCUACGCUCCCAUUGGGCAUGCAUUUCAAGGGUAGUGAUGACUAUUUACGAGAGAAGUUCAACGAGUAUAUCUCGGGCGCAUUGGCAAGUGUGAAGUAUGCUGCUUUCUUAUCCAAGGCACAUGGCGGUGGUGUCUCCAUUAUGGAUGGCGCAGGGGAUCCCAAUUCAGCGCAAGACUUCAACCCUUUCUGGAUUCAAGAGUUCAAGAAGACCAAUGCGUACGAAGUAUGGGAGCGUGUCACAGAUCCGAUGCUCUUCGAUAUCGUCGAAGCGCGGCAUCCGUGCAGCGAGAAGCCGUCUGUGGUUUCUGAUAUAGGGCUCCGGCUGUCUGAGGGCAUCCAAGAACUGAAACUUGAUCAGCAACUUGCGCCUACGCGGGAGGCCAUUUCACGCACGUUCGCCGUUGGCUCGACUAACCUCUUCAAAGCUGUGGAGGGUGUUCGUAGUAGAUGGGCAUCGCGAACCACGAGUUCAUCUAGCAGUGGUCAGAAUACUCCGAUGGCAUCUGCUACUACCUCAACAGACGGGUCGGCAGGUACAACCAGCACAUCAAGCAGUGCAGAUGAUAUGAACAAGGCGGAUACAAGUGUGGAUAGUUCCUCCUCGCCGGGACCAGCGUUGGGACAGUUACGCAGAGGGACAUCGGAUGGGCCACAGCCUGCAAAGCGCCAGAGCGGGUUGCGGCCACUCAGUAUGGCAAUGACCCACCCUGUGCCACCACCGCCCCCCGAUCAGAGUCGGUUCAGUGGAUGGGUCGGCUCGUUCUUCGCUCAGCGGGUGUCUCGGGCUUCCAUGGCAUCAUCGUCCUCGCGGUCAACGAGCGGCACAGGGAGUCCGAGCCAGUCACCGCGCAACUCUACGCCCGUAGCGACGCCUCCCCCGCUGCCAGCGAGAGACAGCAUGAGCAAUGCAUCGGUCACGGAGAGCAUGAGACUGCACGAGCAGAAGUUGGUGGAGGAGGAGGAGGAGGAGGAGGAGGAGGAGGAGGAGGAGGAGUUGCAGCCUAGGAACCUGGACGAGAUGGACACCAGCCAGACGGCUGAGCAUGGACAGCUUGAAGCCGAGCCAGCGGGUACUGGCAUGGCUCUUUGA